AUGCACAUGAGUGAUGUUCCCCCGGGGGGGGAAGAGGCCGCAAAUGAUGAAGCCGCGAACGAUGCAGCCGCAGAAGGAGAAGUAACAGAGGUUGGCAGCCAAGUUGAGCAAAAGGGAAUGCAUGAUCUAACCGCGGGCGGUAGAGACGCAGGAUGGGGUAACUCGGACGGAUGGCUCGCGGAGAAGGACGCAGAGGGACCCGCGCGGGAGGCGAAGAAAGUGCGCAAGAGCUUGGGCAAGGCUGGUAAAGCGUCAAAGGGGAAGGCGAAGAAGAAGGAGAAAGACGUGGCAGGGAAGGGGGCCAAGAAGGUAGCUGCGAAGAAGGGCAAAGCGAUGGAGAAAGAGAAGAGAAAAGGUGAGUCGAGCCGAACGGACGAUCCCUUCUUAACUGACUCGGAAGAGGAACUCUACAACGACGACAACCUCUUCAUGCCCAGGGCGUUAAAGAAGGGGGCCCAUAAAAAGGGCAACCAAAAAAGUAAGAAGAAUGAGCAGAAGCUCAAGGCACAGACCAACCAAAUUAGCAAGAAAAAACACGACAAGAGGGAAAAGAAAAACAAGUGUGAGAGGAUCCAGAAGAGGAAGAAGAAGAAUAAUAUGAAAAGCAAGUUCUGCACAGCCGAGUGCCUACCCCUUGGGCACUACUCAGAGGAACUCGAGAAAGAGCUCGCUUCGUACGCCACCAGCGGGUUUAAGAAGUACCUGAAGUUUUUAAAAAAUUACAAAACUACCGUGGGGGUGCAAGAAAAGGUGGUGAGCAAGAAACCCAGGCACAUGUAUGUGUAG
Molecule: messenger RNA, 786 nt
Organism: Plasmodium inui San Antonio 1
Lineage: Eukaryota; Apicomplexa; Aconoidasida; Haemosporida; Plasmodiidae
Exons: 1
Coding region: 1-786 (261 amino acids)
Source: RefSeq, a predicted model, not a curated record